CCCGAGCAGGCGACCCCGGAAGUGGCUGCGUGCGGGCGCGCACGUGGGUGCGGCGAUGGGCCGAGCGCGACGGCGGCACAACUGGAGGGCGCGGCGGCCCGGCCCCGGGGGGCUCCCGCCGCGCCCCUCCGACCCCGACCCGGAGCCGCUGCAGCUGGAGCUGGGAGAUGAGACGCUACUCAAAGGGGUGGAUGAAAGCAAUGCUCUGGUUCUGCCAGCCAAAAAGGCGAAGAAGAAAAAAGCAUCAGAGGAUACAAGAGAAAAGAAGAAGCCCCUGAGCAAGAAACAGAAGAAAAUCUUGCAGAAAGUUUUAGAGCAAAAAGAGAAGAAAAAUCAGCGCGUCGAGUUGUUAAAUAAAUUAAAUGAGGUCCAGGCUUCUGAAGCUGAAAUGAAACUUCUGUACACCACUUCCAAGCUGGGCAUCGGAGAACGCAUGUUCCAGGCCAAACGGACAGUAGAAGAACCAGGGGCUGCAUGUCCAGGGAAGAUUAGUAGCAUUAGUGGUGCCAAUAAAAAAAGGUGCAGGCUGGACCCAGGAGUGGAGGAUCAGGAAGAGUCUGAUGCCUCUGCGAGUUCUCAGGAGGAUGAAGAUGAACAUAAAGAAGAACUUGUGAAGAUGGACACCAGUCACUUGGACGUUGUCCAGCCAGAUGAAGUCAGUCAGAUACCAGCAAAUAAUAAACCAACUGUCCCCCAAGUCCCACCUCCUCAGAUUGCUCGUCCAAAGCCAUCUUCCAAGCCUGCAGUUUUUAUCCCUGUGGAUCGGUCUCCUGAGAUGCAGGAAGCCAGGCUAAAACUUCCCAUCCUAGCAGAAGAACAAGUUAUCAUGGAAGCCAUUAAUGAGAAUCCUAUUGUCAUCAUAUGUGGAGAAACCGGGAGUGGUAAAACCACUCAAGUGCCUCAGUUUCUAUAUGAAGCUGGCUAUGCCAGUUCUAACGGCAUCAUCGGCAUCACCGAACCCCGACGUGUUGCCGCAGUGUCCAUGUCGCAGCGGGUUGCCAAGGAAAUGAACUUGUCCCACAGGGAGGUUUCGUACCAGAUACGUUAUGAAGGAAACGUUACAGAUGAAACCAAAAUCAAGUUCAUGACAGACGGUGUGCUCCUGAAAGAAAUUCAGAAGGAUUUCUUGCUCUCAAGGUACAAAGUCAUCAUUAUUGAUGAAGCCCACGAAAGAAGCGUGUACACGGACAUCCUGAUCGGGCUCUUGUCUCGCAUCGUGCCCCUUCGCGAGAAGAAAAGGCAACCGAUGAAGCUGAUUGUUAUGUCUGCCACUCUUCGUGUUGAGGACUUCACGGAGAACAAGAGAUUGUUUUCUGCCCCCCCUCCUGUUAUACAGGUAGAUGCCAGGCAGUUCCCUGUGACCGUGCAUUUCAACAAGAGAACUCCAUUUGAUGACUACAGCGGGGAGUGUUUCCGAAAGGUCUGUAAAAUCCACCGAAUGUUACCCCCAGGAGGGAUUCUGGCGUUCUUAACAGGCCAAGCAGAAGUGCACUCACUCUGCAGACGGCUAAGAAAAGCCUUUCCGUUCCGUAAAAACAAAGUUGAAGGAGAUGGAGAUAAGGAAGACACUGUUGAGGAAAUCAGCAAAUUUAAGAAAUCCAGACGGAAGAAAACUAUGACACUACCAAAAAUAGAUCUGGACAGCUAUUCUGUCAUGCCAGUGGAUGAAGGAGAUGAGGAUAGAGAAGCUGAAACCGAUGAUGAGGACAUUGCAGGCUCUGAUCAUGACCUAGAUUUGGGAGAUGAUGAAACGGAGGAAGGUGAGAAGUCUGAUUCUUCCCUUCCACUCUAUGUGCUCCCGCUCUACUCUUUGCUAGCACCAGAAAAACAAGCCAAGGUGUUCAGACCCCCACCACCUGGAACGAGACUGUGCAUCGUAGCAACCAACGUGGCUGAAACAUCUCUGACCAUCCCCGGCAUUAAGUAUGUGGUCGACUGUGGAAAAGUCAAGAAGCGCUUCUACGACAAAGUGACUGGCGUUUCAUCUUUCCGAGUUACCUGGACGUCUCAGGCAUCUGCAAACCAGAGGGCAGGGCGUGCGGGCCGGACAGAACCAGGCCACUGUUACAGGUUGUAUUCCUCAGCGGUCUUCGGGGAUUUUGAGAAGUUUUCUCCUCCAGAAAUCACAAGGCGCCCUGUGGAAGAUUUGAUUCUACAGAUGAAAUCAUUAAACAUAGAGAAGACAGUCAACUUCCCCUUCCCAACACCGCCUCCGACAGAUGCACUGGUGGCAGCUGAAGAGCUGCUGAUAGCGCUCGGAGCCUUACAGGAGCCCCCCAAGACAGGAAGACUGACAGAGCUGCAGAAAGCAAAGCUGAGUUGUCCAAUUAGUCCCUUGGGCACAGUAAUGGCCUCCUUUCCCGUGGCUCCGCGCUAUGCGAAGAUGCUUGCUUUAAGCAAGCAGUACGACUGUCUGCCAUACACCAUCACCAUAGUGUCUGCAAUGACUGUGCGAGAGCUCUUUGAGGAGUUUGACAGACCAGCUGUAAGUGAAGAAGAGACGGAGAAGCUCAAGGGGAAGAGAGCGAGAGUUGUGCAGAUGCAGAGGAUCUGGGCAGGACAAGGAGCUUCUCAAAAGCUAGGAGAUCUCAUGGUGAUGCUAGGGGCCGUGGGGGCCUGCGAGUACGCAGGCUGCACGCCGCAGUUCUGCGAAACUAACGGGCUCCGAUACAAAGCCAUGGUGGAAAUCCGGCGCUUGCGAGGGCAGCUGACAACAGCAGUGAACUCAAUCUGCCCCGAUGCUGGCCUCUAUGUUGAUCCAAAGAUGAAGCCCCCGACAGCAGCCCAGGUGACCUAUUUGAGACAGAUCGUGUUGGCGGGGCUGGGGGAUCACAUUGCCCGAAGGAUCCAGGCAGAGGAGCUUCUGGAUGAGAAGUGGAAAAAUGCCUACAAGACUCCUCUCCUCGAUGACCCAGUCUUCAUCCACCCGAAUUCAGUCCUUUUCAAGCAGCUCCCAGAGUUUGUGGUGUAUCAGGAGAUUGUUGAGACUACAAAAAUGUACAUGAAAGGUGUUUCGGCCAUUGAACCUGAAUGGAUCCCCGUCCUCCUCCCUCCGUACUGUCACUUUGGGAAACCAAUGGAGUAUCCUCCUCCGUCCUACUGUCCUGAGACGGGCAGAAUCAAAUGCCACCGGCCAAGCGUCUUCUAUCGAGUUGGCUGGCAACUUCCUGCUGUAGAAGUCGAUUACCCAGAGGGCCUCGAUCGCUACAAAUACUUUGCCAGGUUUUUUUUGGAAGGGAAGGUUGUUAAAAAGCUGGGCUCGUACAGCCGCUGUUUGCUCUCCAGUUCGCUCACAAUGCUGAAGACCUGGUCCAAGCUUCAACCCAGGACAGAAACUCUUCUGCAGGCUCUUGUGUCCGAAAAUGCAGACUGCCGGGAUGCCUUGCUGGCUGCUUGGAAGAAAAAUCCCAAGUAUUUGCUAUCUGCAUAUUGCCAGUGGAUCCCAGAAGUUAUGCAUGACGAAGUAGCCAAGAACUGGCCCCCUGUCACGCAGUGAACUGUCAGGAUUUCUCUUCCGCAGGCGUCAUCCCUCUCUCCCAUGUCUGUUGAGAACUGGCUUUCGCUAGGAAGACUGAAGGAAAAGAAAUCUCUGUUUAAAAAAAAAAAUGGUUUCUUAAUGAAGGACAAGUGAACUGUUUGUUUUCACAAAAUGCUACUUGUCAUUACCCAUCUUUGUUAAAAACCCUCUUUUUCAAACAUCUUUCCAGUUGUUUGGAUGGAACGUUUAGUAAUAUUUAUUCCCUUUCUGGAUAAUUGUAUCCAUUGUAUUUAAUAGAUUUUUUUUUUUCCCCCCAGACAAGUUUCUCUUAGACUACAUUAGUCACGUGGAUGUAGAGUUCUUGUUCUGGGCAAGAAAAAUGUUUUCUGUGCUACUGUGAGGAUGUUGUAAUGCAAACCCACAGUGUUCCCAGUACAUACGACUGUAGGUCAAGACUCACAUGAACAUGCAGCUUCUUCAUGUUCCUGGCAUUGUGUUCACUGUGGGAAUUUGCUCUGGGAUCAGAGUGCCUAGAAACUCCUUCCUUCCUUCCUUUCAUUUUUUUUUUUUUUUUUUUUUGCCCCUUCUUGCCUCAUCUGUUUCUUCAUCUUUUUUCCCCCCCCCCACCCCUGCAACUGGCUGCUGUAAUGUGUUGCAAGAUGUUUGCCCUUCCCCAAGGGAGAACAAAAUCCUUACGUCUUCUCUGACAUGCCUUGGUUGCAUAUUGCUGCUCUGGGCAAAGACUUCCAUGACUGCUCUGGGAGCUGCUCUCUCCCAUUUGACACAAUGGUACCUUGCCAAUAAUCCCACUGGUGCUCUUCCUGUUUUUUGGCGGGGUGUAUGCAAUCGCUCACUGGAAUUUUAUGCAGUGAGAAACUGUCUUUGAAAAGUAAUGCUGGCAGGAAAAGGCGUGGGCUAAAAUAAGCCUAUUCCUAUAAUCUAAUCUUUAAAAAAAAUAAAAAAAUAAAAAAAGAUUAACAUUCCUAAAACCUUGCAAAAGGUGCCCUGAUCUCCUUGCCUAAGCAAGUAAAGAGCCCACAUUAAACUAGAGAUGUAUUUAAAUGUAAGAAAACUGAACAGAGUUCCCUACUUGUUUAGGGAUCUCUGUUCAGUUAUGUAUCCUUGCAGGCAUACGGCGCUACAGGAGAUAAAAGGGGGUUUUUGAUCUUGGGAUCCAUGGACACAAUACUUAAUUUAUAAGCAAAAUAGUUGCUGAAAAAUAUUUUAAACAUUGUAAAAAAAUGUAAAAUAUGUUCAUAUGGUGGAAGGUGAUUUUGUGAAAUAAACUUGCAAUUCUAUAUGCAA
Alligator mississippiensis (American alligator) is the source of this 4783-nucleotide messenger RNA. RefSeq names its product DEAH-box helicase 37 (gene DHX37). Gene Ontology annotation, molecular function: RNA binding; ATP hydrolysis activity; ATP binding. The transcript has 27 exons. Gene Ontology annotation, biological process: maturation of SSU-rRNA from tricistronic rRNA transcript (SSU-rRNA, 5.8S rRNA, LSU-rRNA). The coding region runs from base 56 to 3496 and encodes 1146 amino acids. The record is from RefSeq and is a predicted model, not a curated record. Gene Ontology annotation, cellular component: intracellular anatomical structure; nucleolus. NCBI's taxonomy places the organism in Eukaryota, Metazoa, Chordata, Crocodylia, Alligatoridae.